AAGUCAUAUUAGUUCCACCUCUAAACCGUAAAAGUGCUGGAAAGGUAUUUUUUUUGGGUACAUUUUAUAAAUAUUGCAUAGUUAAACUCGGUUCUACGGUCCACUUCCCGUGAUUUGUGCGCCAACCAAGUGGAAGAGAGUGGGGCAGUUGAUCUGCGAAGGGAUAACGCUGGAGCCCACAGUUUGCAUGCAUUGCACUUAGUUUUUGGGUGAUUGGUUGGCGAGGCGAGGAACAACCUGUGGCAGCCAGCGACAGGAAACGGCAGGACAGGAUUUGACCCCAUUAAAUCCAGAUUCCAGGAUGAGCUGCUUUAGUGCGAUGAGUGCCCCGCUGCUGGGCGAGAUGGAGCAGACCAUCGGUAUGCUGGAGCGCGGAACCAUCGUGACCAAGUUGUAUGGGAAGCAGCGUCGUCCGGAUCGCCGCCACCUGAUGCUCAUCCGUGAGACGCGCCAGGUGAUCUGGGCCACGGUCGCCACCCAAACGCCACGCACCGACUACGAGGGCGCCAUACAGCUGCGGGAGAUCCGUGAGAUCCGGGUGGGCAAGCACUCCAAGGAGUUCAGACUCUUCGCCGACGAUUGCCAGCGCUUCGAGUCCAGCAAAUGCUUUGUCAUUCUACACGGCAGUCACUUCAAGCUGAAGAGCUUCUCGGUCGUGGCGCUGUCGGAGAUUGAGGCCGAUAAUUGGGUGCGGGGGCUGCAGUAUAUGGUCAAGGACACACUGGGAGCACCCUAUACCCUGCAAAUCGAUCGCUGGCUGCGGCGAGAGUACUACCAAAUCGAGAAUGUCAACUCGCAUUCGGCCAAGGCGACGGAACAGUCGCCGGCACAGGUGACGAUCAAGGACUUCAAGCUCUUCCUGGCCGGCGUUAGCUGCAAGAUGACCACCGGCAAGUUCAUGGAGCACUUCACCGAGGAUGUGCGGCGCAAGCACGACCUGAAGUUCGACGAUUUCUCGCGACUGUAUCAGAAGCUGCUGCUGCCCAACGGCUUUGCCAGCAAUCUAUCGGGUUCAGGAUCUAGCGGGGCUAACUUUCCAUACUCGGAGGACCAGCAGGUGGUACGACCGGCGGAGCUUAAGCAGUUCCUGGAGUCGGAGCAGCGCGAUGUGAGCGCCUGUGAGAUCAGUAACGCAGCCAUUGCCUCGUUUAUACGGGACUUUGUGCAGGAUGUGGAGCGGGAUGUCCAGGAGCCGUAUCUGACCUUCUCGGAGUUCGUGGACUUUCUGUUCUCCAAGCAGAACGACCUGUGGAACAGCAAGUACGACUCGGUGUUUAUGGACAUGAACCUGCCACUGUCCUCCUACUGGAUCGCCUCGUCGCAUAAUACCUACCUAACCGGCGAUCAGUUCUCCAGCGAAUCCUCCUGCGAGGCCUACGCGCGCGCCCUUCGCAUGGGCUGUCGCUGCAUCGAGCUGGACUGUUGGAAUGGCCCGGAUAACCUGCCCUACAUCUUCCAUGGCCACACGAUGACCUCCAAGAUCAAGUUCAUGGACGUCAUCAAGACGAUCAAGGAUCACGCCUUCACCACCUCCGAGUAUCCGGUGAUACUCUCCAUCGAGCAGAACUGCUCCCUGGAGCAGCAGCGAAACAUGGCGCAGGCCCUGAUCGAGGUAUUUGGGGACACGCUGCUUUCGCAACCUUGUGACCGAAACGAGCAACACUUGCCGUCACCAUACCAGUUGCGUCGCAAGAUAAUCCUCAAGCACAAGAAGUUGCCGCAGUUCGACGAUAUCAGCAAUGGGAUUUCCGGCACCGGUUCGCUGGGCCAUAGAUCUUCGCUGGGCGGAGCGGGCGGUGGGGAGAACGAUGGCGAGAAUGUGCGCAAGGUGUUCAAGGAGGGAUUGCUGUACUUUAAGGAUCCGGUCGAUAAGUCCUGGAACCUGUAUCAGUUCGUCCUGACCCACCAGGAGCUCAUCUACUCAUCCGAGAUCAACGAGACGCGUAACGGAAACUCCGAGGACGAUGACUUUGGACUAUCCUCGUCGUGUUCGCUGAACAGCAACAUGCAGCAAAAACAGAAGGAUGCAUCGGCCAACGACGAGCUGCACUUUGGCGAGAAUUGGUUCCAUGGGAAACUGGAAGGUGGCAGGAAGGAAGCAGACGAUCUACUAAAGCAGUAUAAACAUUUUGGCGACGGAACAUUUUUGGUACGCGAAUCAGCCACUUUUGUGGGCGACUAUAGUCUCUCUUUUUGGCGCCGAAAUCGACCGAAUCACUGUCGCAUUAAGCUGAAGCACGAGAAUGGUUCAAUCAAGUACUAUUUAGUGGAGAAUUUCGUGUUUGACUCCCUAUACUCCCUGAUCGUUUACUAUCGAAAGAAUAUGCUGCGAAGCUCGGAGUUUUCGAUUAUACUAAAGGAGCCUGUGCCACAGCCAAAAAAACACGAGGAUCAGGAGUGGUUCCACCCAAACACCACUAAAGAGCAAGCGGAGCAGGGCCUAUAUAGACUCGACAUCGGUUCGUUUCUCGUCAGGCCGUCGGUGCAGAGCAUUAACGCCUUCGUCAUUUCGUUUACGAUCAACCGGAAGAUCAAGCACUGCCGCAUUAUGCAGGAGGGUCGUCUGUACGGCAUCGAUACGAUGAAUUUCGAGUCCCUCGUCUCGCUGAUCAACUACUAUACGCGAAAUCCGCUCUAUCGCAAUGUCAAGCUCAGCCAUCCGGUUUCUCAGGAGCUGCUGCGUCAGGCGCUGGCGGAGAGCGCCCAGGGCGAUCACACUGGCCACGACGACAACGGGGCAUCCAAUUACAUGGGCUCCAAUCUGGAGGAAUAUGUCACCUGCAAGGCCCUCUACAGCUACAAGGCAAACAAGCCGGACGAACUCUCGUUCCCCAAGCAUGCCAUCAUCACAAACGUCCAGAGGGACAACUCGAUGUGGUGGAUUGGGGACUACGGUGGAAUGAUAAAGAAGCAUCUGCCGGCAAAUUAUGUAAAGGUUAUUGAUUCUGCUACCGAGGACUACAACUCGUUAAACGAGGACGGAACCGAUGGGCGCACUGACUCCAUAGAGAUAUUCGGAGCUGUGGCCUCGCUUUUCGAGUCCAACGACCCGGGGAUUAUCUUCAAGCUGCAGAUACAAACGCCAACGAUGCAGAAUCCGUUUGUGAUCGGCUUUGACAACCAGGAGACGGCCUACGAGUGGAUAAAGGCCAUCCAGGAGGCGGCCCUAAUCGCCAGCCAACUGGCCACGGAGCGACGGAAAAAGGAGCGCACUGCCCGGGUGGCCAAGGAGAUGUCCGACCUGAUCAUCUACUUCCGCAGCGUGCCCUUCCGCGAGCACUCGUGGAUAUUCCAGGAAAUGUCCAGCUUCCCCGAAACAAAGGCGGAAAAGCAAUUCUUGCAGCAGAACACACAGCUAUUUCUCUCCUACCAUCGCAAUCAGAUUAGUCGAGUGUACCCAAAGGGACAGCGCUUGGAUUCGUCAAAUUUUAAUCCGAUGCCUUUCUGGAAUAUCGGAUCACAGAUGAUCGCACUGAACUACCAGACGGGAGACAGGGCCAUGCAGUUCAAUCAGGCCAAGUUCCGGAACAAUGGCCAAUGUGGCUAUAUCCUGAAGCCGGCAUUCAUGAAGUCGGAAAGCUUCCAACCCAACAAUCCCCUGUGCGAUGGUUUUGGCGGGGUGAAAGUUACCAUUCGCCUGAUAGCCGCACGUCAUCUAUUUCGUGGCGGCAAAUCGAACAAUCCACAGAUCGUGGUCGAAAUAGUUGGCGCCAGUUACGAUACGGGCGUCAAGUAUCGCACCAAAGUCAACGAGAACGGAUUCAAUCCGGUGUGGAAUGAAUCGUGCGAGUUCAACGUGCGCAAUCCGCAAUUCGCGAUCCUUCGCUUUGAGGUCCAGGACGAGGACAUGUUCGCCGAGACGCACUUCAUCGCCCAGGCGUGUUAUCCGCUGACCUGUGUUCGCCAGGGCUAUCGCAGCGUCAUUUUGCGAAAUAAGUUUAGUGAAGAGCUGGAAUUAUCGUCUUUACUGAUCAACAUCAAGAUCGCCAAUGCCACUUCCCCGUAGUCGGAUUAUAUAGUUGGUUGGUGCACUGGACCGUAGAUGCGUUAUGAGUGCAAGCAAUGAUUCCAAGUCUGCAUGUAUGUAUAAGUAAAUGGGAAAACCAAUUGUUUACCUGAAAGAAUGCAAAGCUA
Messenger RNA from Drosophila takahashii, 4134 nucleotides. It is a transcript of the gene sl, whose product is annotated as small wing phospholipase C gamma 1. The record is from RefSeq and is a predicted model, not a curated record. NCBI's taxonomy places the organism in Eukaryota, Metazoa, Arthropoda, Insecta, Diptera, Drosophilidae. Gene Ontology annotation, molecular function: phosphatidylinositol-4,5-bisphosphate phospholipase C activity; protein binding. Gene Ontology annotation, biological process: positive regulation of epithelial cell migration; release of sequestered calcium ion into cytosol; phosphatidylinositol-mediated signaling.